UCGCCGCACGGCUUCCCCGCCUCGCCCGCCGCCAGCCAGGUUCCCAUUUUGAAAGCCAUUAGAAGAUACUCUGCCACCCUAUUGGAUUACUUCCUAUACAACUCAGCAUGUCACUGUGCCCUGGAUUUUAUAAGGUGGCCAUGAUUUAAUCCCCACUUCCAAUUUCUAUGUAUUGGUGAAGCAUUGGAGCUCUUUAGAGCUGCUGUUACUUGCGUGGAAACUGAUCCGUCUCGAAUCCCUUCUCCAAAGGACUAGACGUUACUAGCAAUGAGCUCCCAAAGCCAUCCAGAUGGGCUUUCUGGCAGAGACCAGCCAGUAGAACUGUUGAAUCCACCUAGAGUGAACCACAUGCCUAGCUCUGUUGAUGUGACCACAGCACUGCCCUUGCAAGUUGCACCGACUUCAGUCCCGAUGGAUCUGCGCUUGGACCACCAGUUUUCCAUGCCCGUGACGGAGCCGACGCUGCGGGAACAGCAGCUCCAGCAGGAGCUCCUGGCGCUCAAGCAGAAACAGCAGAUCCAGAGACAGAUCCUCAUCGCCGAGUUCCAGCGGCAGCACGAGCAGCUCUCCCGGCAGCACGAGGCCCAGCUGCACGAGCACAUCAAACAGCAGCAGGAGAUGCUGGCCAUGAAGCAUCAGCAGGAGCUGUUGGAGCACCAGAGGAAGCUGGAGCAGCACCGACAGGAGCAGGAGCUGGAGAAGCAGCACCGAGAGCAGAAACUUCAGCAGCUAAAAAACAAAGAGAAAGGAAAAGAGAGUGCAGUGGCAAGCACGGAAGUAAAGAUGAAAUUGCAAGAAUUUGUCUUAAAUAAGAAGAAGGCAUUGGCACACCGGAAUCUCAACCACUGUAUAUCCAGUGAUCCUCGCUUCUGGUAUGGGAAGACACAGCACAGCUCUCUGGACCAGAGCUCCCCACCCCAAAGCGGCGUAUCCGGCACCUACAAUCACCCUGUACUGGGGAUGUAUGAUUCCAAAGAUGACUUCCCACUCAGAAAAACAGCGUCUGAACCCAAUCUGAAGUUACGAUCCAGACUAAAGCAAAAAGUGGCUGAAAGACGGAGCAGCCCCCUCUUGCGCAGAAAAGAUGGUCCGGUGGUUACUGCUCUGAAGAAGCGCCCGCUGGAUGUCACAGAUUCUGCAUGCAACAGUGCUCCUGGAUCUGGUCCCAGCUCUCCAAACAACAGCUCCAAUAACAUAAGCGCCGAGAACGGAAUUGCAGGAUCAGUCACGAGUAUUCAAGCAGAGACCAGCCUGGCUCACAGACUUGUGAAUCGUGAAGGCUCGGUAACACAGCUUCCACUCUACACAUCUCCUUCUUUGCCCAACAUCACGCUAGGACUGCCUGCAACCGGCCCUUCCAGCGGAGGAUCGGCGCAGCAGGAUGCGGAGAGACUUACUAUCCCAACCUUACAGCAGCGGAUCUCUUUAUUUCCUGGCACUCACCUCACUCCCUACUUGAGCACUACGACGUUGGAAAGAGAUGGGGGAACUGCACAUAACCCUCUCCUGCAACACAUGGUCUUACUGGAACAGCCAACUGCACAAACUCCCUUAGUUACAGACUGGUAUCUUUCAGGACUGCCCCUCCAUGCACAGUCUCUGGUUGGUGGAGAACGGGUCUCCCCUUCAAUACACAAACUCCGGCAGCAUCGCCCGCUGGGGCGCACGCAGUCUGCUCCCCUUCCCCAGAACGCCCAGGCCCUCCAGCAGUUAGUGAUCCAGCAGCAGCACCAGCAGUUCUUGGAGAAACACAAACAGCAAUUCCAGCAACAGCAACUGCACAUCAACAAGAUUAUAUCAAAACCCAACGAACCAGCUCGCCAGCAUGAAAGCCACCCUGAGGAGACAGAAGAAGAGUUACGGGAACACCAAGCCCUUUUGGAGGAGCCAUACGGCGACAGAGCCGCAAGCCAAAAGGAGGCCCCGGGGCUGGCCAACAUGGUGCAAGUGAAGCAAGAACCCAUCGAGAGCGAUGAAGAGGAAGCAGAGCCACAGCAGGAGCUGGAGUCUGGGCAGAGGCAGGCCGAGCAGGAGCUGCUCUUCCGUCAGCAAGCCCUUCUGUUGGAGCAGCAACGCAUUCACCAGCUGAGAAACUACCAGGCGUCGCUGGAGGCAGCUGGCAUGCCCGUCUCUUUCGGAGGGCAUCGACCUCUGUCCCGUGCACAGUCCUCGCCUGCCUCGGCCACCUUCCCGAUGUCCGUACAGGAGCCACCCACUAAGCCAAGGUUCACAACAGGCCUUGUAUAUGACACCUUGAUGCUGAAACACCAGUGUACCUGUGGAAACACAAACAGCCACCCAGAGCACGCGGGGAGGAUCCAGAGCAUCUGGUCCCGGCUCCAGGAGACGGGUCUCCGUGGCAAGUGUGAGUGCAUUCGUGGAAGAAAAGCAACUCUAGAAGAGCUGCAGACAGUUCACUCGGAAGCCCAUACGCUGCUGUACGGCACAAACCCUCUGAACAGACAGAAACUGGACAGCAAGAAACUUCUAGGUUCUCUAACGUCGAUGUUCGUCAGGCUUCCUUGCGGUGGUGUCGGGGUUGACAGCGACACAAUUUGGAAUGAAGUUCACUCGUCCGGUGCCGCUCGCCUGGCCGUGGGCUGUGUCAUUGAGCUCGUUUUCAAAGUGGCCACGGGAGAACUGAAGAAUGGAUUCGCUGUUGUUCGGCCUCCAGGUCACCACGCAGAAGAGAGCACACCCAUGGGUUUUUGCUAUUUUAACUCCGUGGCAAUCGCAGCCAAGCUGCUCCAGCAACGGCUGAACGUUAGCAAAAUCCUUAUAGUGGACUGGGAUGUUCACCACGGGAAUGGUACUCAGCAAGCUUUCUACAAUGAUCCUAAUGUUCUUUAUAUUUCACUACAUCGCUAUGAUGACGGGAACUUCUUUCCAGGCAGUGGUGCUCCCGACGAGGUUGGCACAGGAGCAGGGGUCGGUUUCAACGUUAACAUGGCCUUUACUGGUGGCCUUGAUCCACCGAUGGGAGACACAGAAUACUUAACUGCUUUCAGAACGGUAGUAAUGCCCAUUGCCAAUGAAUUUGCCCCAGAUGUUGUGCUGGUGUCAUCUGGCUUCGACGCGGUGGAAGGCCAUCCCACACCUCUCGGAGGAUAUAACCUAUCAGCAAAAUGCUUCGGGUACCUGACGAAGCAGCUGAUGGGCCUGGCCGGGGGUCGCGUCGUCCUGGCCCUCGAAGGAGGCCACGACCUGACCGCCAUUUGUGAUGCCUCGGAAGCCUGUGUUUCUGCUUUGCUGGGAAACGAGCUUGACCCUCUUCCAGAAAAGGUUUUCCAGCAGCGAGCCAAUGCUAAUGCGGUGCAUUCAAUGGAGAAAGUAAUCGAGAUACACAGCAAGUAUUGGCAUUCACUCCAGCGUUACGCCUCCACGGUGGGGUACUCCCUGGUUGAGGCCCAGAAGUGCGAGAACGAGGAGGCGGAGACGGUAACAGCCAUGGCGUCUCUGUCAGUGGGCGUGAAGCCAGCUGAGAAGAGACCCGAUGAUGAACCCAUGGAAGAGGAACCUCCUCUGUAGCAUUCACCUUCGAGCUGGAGUUCUCCUGUUUGUUCGUCUUCGUCUUGAAGCUCUGCCAAGAAGCUUUCUCUUGUUACUCCUGCGUCCUGUCACGGUUUUUUCCAGAAUACGGAAGGACAACCAGGCGUAAAACAAAGCAACCGAAAAAAAUCUGUCCGUAUCUAUAUGCGUCUACAGUAUAUAUUUGCCGAAAAAGAAAAAUGCCGGUGAAGAGCAGUAAAGGACUGACACGCUGGGCACUCUUCCUCUGGUCCUCACUGGGAGCGGAAAGGGGAACGACGCCCGUGAAGUCUUUGGCAGAGUUGCCAAAAAAAAAAAAAAACAAAAAUAAAAAAAAAAAUCAAAGAUUCAACAACACAUACGAAAAUAAAACAAACAAACCUUAACGUAAAACUGGUGCUUACAAUUUGACUACCCACAAUUCAGCAAUCUCCGCUUGAACCACUCGACCCAUCUUGUAGUUUCAUUUCUUGGAUUUUUUAAAUGGCUCUUGCCUGCCUGUGAGUCAACGACGUUGUUGUCGAAACCAGAACAAUGGGAGAUGGUGUAUUUUUAACGGGGAGGGACAGGGAAAGAGGGACUCGUCUUAGAUCUAAAGGAAAGGGAAAGAGAAGGGGGGAAACAGUAGCCCAGAUGGAGUCGGCUUUAUUGUCUCCAAAGCCAUCUGAAGAUGAGUUUGUGCCUUUUUUUUUAAUUGAUGGAUUUGGUGCAGCUGGAUUUUCUGAAGUUUGAGGAACAAUGCCUUAAGUAAAAAAAACAAAACAAAACAAAACAAAAAAAAAAAACCACAAAGAACACAGCAGUUCGUGAAUAUUUUUCCUCUGGUUGGGAAAGCCAAGAACUGCCAUCAGGAAGGAAGACUUUUUGGCUUGUGCUGGCAUGAUGGUGGGAAGCAGGCAUCAGCUGAACAGAGCGUCUCCAAAAACUGUCUACAAGUUUGGAUUUGUUUUGUUUUCUUUCAUUGCUGUUUCAAAAAAAAAAAAAGGAAAAAAAAAGAAAAAAAAAAAGGAAAAAAAAGAAAUUAAGGUAGUUGCCAAGAAAGUGGCAAAUACUGUUGGGUCUUUGAAAUUCAACCAUUUUUAAAAAGAAGUUUUCAAAUGUUUUCUCUCUUCUACAUUAUCUAGUAAUUGAACUUACCAAUUUGGUUGUUGAAGCAUGUAUUAGACACAAAUGCAGGUUUAAGACUGGAAUGCUUUUUAUUAAAAGCAACUAGCAUGAGAUAUUGCUUAAAUUGUUAGGUAUAAAUAUAUAUAUGUGUAUAAUGUAUAUUCCAAAUGUAUUCCAAGCUUAGAAACCGGAUUCCUAUGAAUUAUUGAUAAAAAUAUUUAUGAUGCAUUUAUAGAAAAAUAUAUGUAAUAAAUGCAUACUAUAACAGUAGCCAUUGGAAGCUCCCUAGGGACAGAUUUGUGAAUUGGAACGUAAAAGGUGCUUUUGGAAAAGGAUCCAGGUUGAAACUCGAGGACUUUCAGACGACAGGUUGGAAAGUUUUUCAGAAAGCCAACACAUUAGCCACUGGGCAACUACCCUAAACAUUUGUAUUUUAAUUUAAGGUUUUUAGUUGUGAUCCUUUUCUAACAAAAAAAAAAAAAAUGAGUUUUUUAUAGCAAAGACUAUGAAUUUGCUGUUAAUUUUUAUAUCGAUAUUUCACAGAACCCUAAAGAAGCCUUGUUUGUGUGACUCUGACAUUUAUUUUCUAUUUGGCAGGUUUCGUUUCCGAACGGCAAUAGCGUCUAAACCUUUUUUCCUCCCACUUCUCUUGCUUGUACAUUAUUUUCCUUUUUCUUUUCUUUUUCUUUUUUUUUU
Gymnogyps californianus (California condor) is the source of this 5331-nucleotide messenger RNA. RefSeq names its product histone deacetylase 4 (gene HDAC4). Gene Ontology annotation, cellular component: histone deacetylase complex. The transcript is spliced from 27 exons. Bases 268 to 3528 code for a protein of 1086 amino acids. NCBI's taxonomy places the organism in Eukaryota, Metazoa, Chordata, Aves, Accipitriformes, Cathartidae. The record is from RefSeq and is a predicted model, not a curated record. Gene Ontology annotation, biological process: chromatin organization; negative regulation of transcription by RNA polymerase II. Gene Ontology annotation, molecular function: histone deacetylase activity.